AUGCCGGAGUCAGAGCAUCAACGUGACCAACACGACGCCAUUUUUGUUCCUUCACUCGCAGUCAGCGUUAAUAAACGAGAAGAAACAGCAUGUGCAGGGCUACUGCCACCAGUCAGUCAGCACCACUUCUCGCACGCACACCUCUUCUUCUACCCCAGCAUCUUCACCAUCAGCGACACUUCUGUGGUCGUGGCCGUCGUACUAUCCUGCCCGCUCCUCUUCUCCCCUUCUGUUCGCGCACGCAAUCACGCAGCCCGAAAAAAGAGCGCAGACGGAUUCCGACGACCUCUUCUACGCUCCUGCUGCAGAUCUUCCGGAGCCGGAUUCGACCGGUGGAUCCCCACCAUUUGAGAUGCAGCUGCCCACGACCAGUGACAAGCUGACGCCCGGGACCAACGCGACGCUCCCUGUCAGCGGCUACAGCAUGGACCAGGCCGGGAACGUCAUCGCCGACUCUCCUGGUAUCCUCGUCCCCCGUCCAGUGUCGACGGCGUGGGCGUCGGGCACGGCUGCCGGCAAUGGCACUGAUGCAGCAGGAGGACACGCAACGACAAAUGCAACCAGGAACGCAACGGGCGGCGCGAAUACCCCGUGCUACAGCAUGCUGCGCCGAAGGGACGGUCGGUGCAAGGUGAGAACCAGCAAAGUACUGCGGCUUUAUAACUUCCUCGUGGUGGAUGCGCCGGCGUCUCUGUGGAAUUUGGUCGAAGCGACCGUGCUCACGCCAUUGAGCUGGUUGGCAGGUACAGGAGAGUUUCUGGAUUUUCGCAUUCUUUGAGUAAUAAAUAUCAUGAAUUUGUGAUGCAACGGUGACAGAUCAAUGCAGCUUGUUGAAAAUGAACUCGGGACAGGGUACACAAGUACUUACGUCAAAACUCACGGCUCUCUUGUUUCAAACAGGCACGUUCGCGGUGGAGCAGGCUAGCACGACAACUGAGUCAAACAUCAAGAAGCAGGAAGCCACGGCUAUCCCGGAACAGUCUGCUUCGGCGGUCGGCCCAAGCCAGAACGAAUCCAGCCCCGAAGCAGAAAUCGCAAUUCAGCUACUGCAGGUUGGUGCAGCAUCUACUUCGCACACACACACUCACGCGCGGGAAGACCUGAAGCCGAACACCGAUUCUAGUACCGCUGAUCAACUACAACGCAGCAAGAACAGCAAGAACGUUGCAAAGGAAGAACGAACUCCGGAGAAGGAAAUAGACGUCAAAGACGGCACAGCUACAACAAAGAAACACCUUGGUCGGCAACAGGCUGCUUCGACCGAGGACGAGACUGUGAAGCAUACUGCUGAUGGUUCUGCACACUACCCCAACGUAGAGGAAGGUGCUGGGCGACACGGCGAAUCCGGCGAGGAAGCUGUAGGAGACAAACCACCUUCGGCAACCAAGAUCACACCGACGUCGAGCGCGACAAGCACAACUCCUGACACUGAAGAAGUAGAUCACGACGAAGUAGAAGACCUGUCCGAAAAAACCGGCGAAGAAACCCAACAAGCAAGCGAGGUGCAAUUGAAAUUCGAUAAAAAAGCUGUUGCCCUCGAUGAUAAAGAAAAAAAAAGCCAAAAAUUUCCUCAAGGGCGACUAAGUUCUGCACCUGAACCUGAUGAUCAAGGUUCUACUUCGCAGCUGACUGCGACAGCACAGCAACAGGAACAGCAGCGACCUGAGAAGGAGGCUGUCGACCCUGAUUCACUACACCAAGUUCACAGCAGUAGCGUCGUUGCAGACUUCGGUAGCAAUAUUCCAAACAGCAUUACGGUGACUGCUGCAUCUUCAUCUACUACCACAUCUGCAGAAGUGAGUGGACGAGCUGGAGGAGUCAUCGGUGACGGGAAGCAGAAAGCAGGUGAGAGGGACGACCGCCAGGGACGAGAUCUUGUGUCACCCUCUUCCACUGCCCCUUAUUCUGCUCUCACGUCGAAGCUGCCUGUUGAAGAUGCUCCUGGCGGCGCAGCGUUACCCAUAUCCGUGACGGAAGCACACGCAACUGGAGCAGGAACACUGCAGCGACUGCAAGAAUCAGUGCCAGAGCCUGACCAACCACAAAAUGGUCAGCGUUCGUUUUGUUACCUGCUUGAGGAGCUCGCAACGGAAGAAGGCAGCAAAUACGUUUUUGGAGCACCAGAAAAUCGCGGACGGUACUUCCUGGCGAGGUUGCUCGAAAUUCAAGAAUUGCAGAAAAAAAAAAGGGUUAACGUAGCCGAACAAGUGCUCGGGUACCUGCGGACGCGGAAUACCAUCCCGCCUAAAGUUGCGGAUAACCUUGCUCGUGCUAUCGAGAAAGUGCUCGCUAGCUACAAUAAGAAAAUCCAGGAGAAGAAGGACGAUUCGACGAAAGAACAAGAUCACAAACAACGAAUAGCGAAAGCAGGUGCCAUUGGCGACAGCAAGCGUGUCGCUAUGUGGUGCGAUUCCCACCCAAGUCGAGUAAAUUUAGUAAAUUGAAAACAUUUAGCAUUUUUUUGAGUUGUAUUGUAUUGCGUUGUCAAUGCAAUGCAGUGCAGUGCAGUGCAGUGCCAUGCCAUGCCAUGCCAUGCCAUGCCAUGCCAUGCCAUGCCAUGCCAUGCCAUGCCAUGCCAUGCCAUGCCAUGCCAUGCCAUGCCAUGCCAUGCCAUGCCAUGCCAUGCCAUGCCAUGCCAUGCCAUGCCAUGCCAUGCCAUGCCAUGCCAUGCCAUGCCAUGCAAUUCAAAAAAAUUGAUUGAGGUGCCGGGCAAUGCCGCCUCCUUCCAUCCACACCGAGCGCAGAGCCGCGCACAGUCUCGACAUUAUCCCGCCUUCCGGUAGGAAUAUGUAGAGCGAGCCGCGAAUGAUUGUGCCUACUCGCAGGAGCCCCUUAGGUGAAAGUCGAGAGCGACCCGCCUUAACCGCUGGGCGCGUGCUCUCUCAGUCCGUGACAAUCACCCAGGGGACUUACCUGCGAGCGAAGCACGCUUGUCCUCUGGUUGAGCACGUUCGUCUUCUUCUGGGCCCGCUUUGUGUUUCACUCAAGUUGCGUGGCGUGAUUCUGCGUGAAGUCCUUCAGGUUGGUGAGCUCACGAUGGCAAGUCGGCCCGCCUCAUCUUUGGACUAAGAGUCUCUGGUCCUCCAGAGUGUCGCCAUUCGCGGCGUUGUGUCCUGAACGCAUGCCGGCGCUAUUCGUCGGCCUUAUCUGACUGCCUCCCCUCUUGGCUCUUCCUCCUCACUAGUACACUCUAGCGCGUUGCAUUUAUCUCUUCUCUUUGGAUGUUCACUGUGGAAGCCUUUUUAGCAUAAAACUUUUUUUCCUUAUCGCUUUUUUCUAGUUACGCAACCCCUCUACCGCCGCUGUCGAGCGAGCGUUUGCAAACUUACUCUUUUUGGGUAAUUACAAAAAAGCCUUACACAGCACGCCGACCGGUAGCACUACUACAAAAAGGGAUGGGCAACUUAUGCCCGAAGAGGCUUAGCAUAGUCCGUCCCUCGCACUGCUGUUGUGUCAGCAGAUGCGGCGACAGGCGUGGCGGUCGCGGGGACCCCACGGCGAGGCUGGUUAGUUUUGCAUGGCGGUCUGCGUGACUGCAUUGCCGUGGCCGCCACCAUAGGCCUGCUCGUGUUUGUAGUACAUUCCGCGUAGCGCCCACCUUCGACGACCUACAAACAUUCGUAGCGCGAAGGCCCACUGUGCGGAUCAGUGGCACUAGCAGCGCCUGAGACACCUCGGCCAAAAAAAACAAGAAGGUGGUAAACUGUAUGCCUAAGCUCAAAGUAGAGCAGUUCAAGUAGAUCCAGAAAGUUUUCGCCCGUAACAACGUAGGCAGUUGCUAGAUCGUGAAUUCCCAUCGGCGAGCUCAGUGUGCAGGGAGUUGCCCCCACCAGUGCGCGAGUAUAUCUCCACCAGGGGAAAGAAGCGUCCGCGUGCGUGGGCCGGGCAGGUUGCACGUACGCGGGAAGUUAGGUGGAGGGGCUCAGGGUAGACAAAAGACAAAACGGAAAAGAUCAAAAUGAUCCAGGCCAUGGCGUAGCUGCAUGCUCGUGGGAACUUGCAUUAGACAAAUAGCAAAAAGAAAGUAAGCGCUUGAUGACUUACACAGGGUUUAGGGUAGUCAGCCGGUGCUCUGGUUGCGGCGCGUGAAGCUUUAGCAUCGACCGGUAUAAGACUUUCGGUGUGCUUGUCGGGUUUUAUUCAGUGGCCAAAAGUCCCAGUCUCACCCAAUAAGCAUACUAUACGGCCCGGGGAAGUUUGUAUUGCGGGCGGGGUACAAGCAACACUGAUAGCCGCCGCUACUAGAAUAGUAUGCGUGGUCGCGCUCUAGUUCAUGAAAAAGUCGGCUGCACUCUUAAAGUUCCGACACGCCAAACCCCUGGGGUUUUGUAUGACACGAGGGAGGGGCGCAGGUUCAUCGUUAGCCGCCUCUACUAGUACAGUAAGCGUGGUCAAGUUUUAGCUCGUGAAAGCUCCAGCUGCACUCUUAAAGUUCUGGAACGCCGCCCGACAGCCGACAGACGAGGCUAGUUAGUUUUGCAUGGCGGUCGCUGACUGCAUUGCCGUGGCCGUCACUAUGUUGCCUGCUCGUGUACUACGUGCCGCGUAGCGCUAGCGCCCACCUUCGACGACCUAAAAAUAUCCGUAGCGCUGAAGACCACUGUGCGGAUCGGUGGCACUAGUAGCGCCCUAGACACCUCGGCCAAAGAAGCAAGAAGGCGGUAGACUGAUAUAUAUCUACUUUACGCGUAGGAAGUCCAACCAGAUCCAACUAUCCUAGAGCUUACGCACUGCAGUUCAAAAAAAACCAACGCAGGUUCUAACUUCCUACCGGCGAGUCCAGUGCGCAGUGGACUGUCCCCACCAGCGCGCGAGUAUAUCUCCACUCGGGGAAAGAAGCGCCCGCGUGGGCCGGGCAGUUUGCACGCAUAUGGGAACUUGGGUAGAGGGGUUCAGGGUAGUCAGUUGGAAAGUGAAAAAGUUGAAAAGGGCCGAGGUGAUGUUGCAUGCGAGUGGGAACUUGUAUUAGACGAAUAGUAUCGGUAGUUGCCUGAUAACUUAGACAGGGUUUAGGGUAAUCAACCGGUGCUCUGGUUGCGGCGCGUGAAGCUUUAGCAUCGGCCGGCAUAAGACUCUCGGUCGGUGUGCUUGUCGGGUUUGAUCAGUGGCCACAAGUGAAGCCCCCGCCCCACCCAGUCAGCAUGCUUUGUAUGAGGCCCGGGAAGAACUUGUCAUGUAUUGCGGGAGGGGUGCAAGCCAUUACCGUUAGCCGCCUCUACUAGUACAGUAAGCGCGGUCGAGCUCUAGUUCAUGAAAAAACCGGCUGCACUCUUAAAGUUCCGGCACGCCAACCCCCAUCCGAUCCGAAUUUGUAUUGCGGGAGGGGUACAAGCAUUACUGUUAGCCGCCUCUACUAAAAUAGUAAGCGUGGUCGAGCUCUAUUUCAUGAAAAAGUCGGCUGCACUCUUAAAGUUCCGACACGCCAAGCCCCAUGCUAUGCUAUGCCAUCUGUCUGAUCUGAUCUGAUGUGGUAGAUCAGCCCGAACAUGGACCCGCAACACGUUCUGCAGCUCAUUCUCCUGACCCAUUCACUGACCGACUUUCAUUCUCCUUCUUUUCAUAUUCAGAUCAACGCUAUCUGUCAUGUGCAUUUCCAUUCUGUGAAUCCAAAAACAAAUUUACACGCUAUCAAAAAUAGUCAGCACGUUCUCCAAUCUUAUUCAUGACCGCAUACAUCUAUCUUCCACAUAAUGCAUUGCCCUUGCUAUUUUAGACUGCUCUUCCUGCGUGACCGAGCUGGGUGCUUUUAUAUUAUUCCUCGGCUGCUUCUUCAUUCCUCGACCUGCUGCCGGCAAGGUCGCAAGCGCCGCAGUGUAGUAGGUCGAUAGGAAGUGGUCUACUUUUUCUCUAAUUUCUUUCAUAAAUUCUAAGACUCCACGCGGUCGCGUUCUUAAGAUUUUUGCUAUUAAAUCCGGUUCCGGUUGCUGUGUGUUUUAACCGAUGGCCGUGGUCCUGGCCUGGGGCGAAUCUCAUUAAAGCCAAUUUCUUCACAGCCUUCGCAUUCUAAAGUUAGGCGGUCUAAGUUGCCUGCUCACUACAGAGCCGACAUCUGUGCUUUCUUUUUUUUCUUUGAAAAAGUAAAAGGAGAACAAGACCUGGGGCGAGGCGGGGACGCGAAGUGAUUUGGCCGGAUGGAGGUUUUGGAAACGGUAGCCGGACUAGUUUGACCAGCUGGCACCUUUGCUAAAGGUCGCAGCGGCGUGUGGUCGCAAAUAUUUUCGGCACUAGAGGCCCAUCGAGAGGGUCGCGCGCGCGUGGCGCGAAGAAAUUCUCUCGGACUUGCCUGGCCACGCGCCGGAUCGAUUUUUUUUUUUUUCCGCGGGCACAAAAAAAAUGGCGAGCCAGAAACAAAGUGUAUAUGCACCCAGGAAAACCGGAAAAGUCCGCUCCGGCUUUUUCUGGUGCGUCACACAAAAAGAAAACUGAGGAAGUUGAGCUUUCUCCGCCGUGUCCCCUGACCAGUGGAACGAAUUCGCUCCCUUUACGCCUGUGCAAAAAGUCUGGCCGUUUUUUCUCGAUUCACUCAGUUUACUUUUUCGCCGGGCGCUUUUUUUCCCGGUUUCUUUCGGCAAACCUGCCGGCUUUUUUUUAUUUUUGCGUCGACGACUUUUUUCUGUCAGGGAAUUUCGGCUUUUUUUUCUUGGGCUGUGAAGAUCUGGGCGGAUUUGUAUAGCAUGUGGCGCGGAGAAAUCGCAGAAACAGUCUCUUCCCAAUGCGUAGUAGCUCCAUCGAGCAGCAUUAGCCACGAAGCGGCGCAAUGGUCGGCGACUGUGGGGACAACCGAAAGGGGCAAACAGGGUGACAAAGCAGACGGAGACAACAGCUGCGCGGCUACAUAGCGAAGUCAUGUCGAAAAAGCGUCGCCAUUUUUUUAAUUUCAAUCUACUCAAUUUCCUCGACUUGGGAAUUUGGACCUCUUGAGUGUCGCGGGCCAAGUCGGUGAUUCAAUCGCGAGCCUGAAAGAUGCCGCCCCCGUGGGCGACACCCCUGACGAUGACUGUCUCCGUGUGGCACUUGAGAAACUCCAAGGCCCCUUGAUGUUCUCCAAACUACUGGUUGCGGCGCGCGGCGGUCUGUUCGGGAACGCUGCUACGGUGGAUCGCACAAGGAUGUACCAAGAAAGGAGAUUUUGGAAAGCAUGGAACGCAGUGACGAUGCAAGAUACCGAAAGGGAAAGUGUCCGCAGCUUCCUUUCGAUGUUUUUGAAGAUUCCCGAGCGGAAUUGGUCGGUCCGUUUUGAGAACAUCAGUUCUCUGGAAGACCCCCCUAUGGAAGCAUUUCAAACACUUCUCAACAAAAUGAGCGAUCCUAACUACAACGAGGAGGAGAUAAAGCCGAGGAACCGUCUCGAAAACAUCCUUCGUUUCGCGUGGAGGCUCAAGCAAGUUCCUCUUACUCGAGCGCUAGCAAAAAAGGUAGAAGAAGGCGUAGAAGCACUAAGGCAGAGGCUGAUGCAGAAGACCAGAAAUAAAGAAGCAUCUUCUUCCACACGACAGGAGGAGGUGUCGGUGUCCUCGUCAUUCCUCUUCUCGUCAUCCGAAACAAGCGACAAAGAUACGGCGACAGGGCCCGCCCGUGCCCCCGUGCCCGUGUCGAUAUCAUCACCGGGGAGGAGCGCAACAGGAGGAUCACACGGCGGUCGCACCAUGUCCAUGGCCAUGGGAGAUGAGGACCAAGACGCACUCGAGCGACUGCCGAGCACGGCCGCUGGUGCCCCCGCGGUUUCGCCAAUCAUGUCUGGGACAACCACGAGCAAAAAAGUUUUCACCAACAAGAAAGCGCACACAUCAUCAGCUUCAGCAUCGGCAUCGGACCCCCAUGCUCCUGAACACGGACAAGUCCAGGCGUCCAGCGCAGCUGGCACGCCACCAACGACAACGUAUCUGCAUGACUUGCCCAACAAGGUUGAACCCCACGCAGCCGCCACAGGCACGGGUUCCAUGGUACCGGUGACAAGCACCACGACGAACGCGGUCCCGAGGGGCAGAGUCCUGGGUGGUGGCACCGGUUUGGCAGCUAACUCGCGCCUGCUGGAAUCGACUGGCCCAAGUGAAGAUGGAGAAGGGGAGGACGGAGCAGCGUCGACGCAACAUGACCCCGCCCCCGGAACAGAUGUACAGCCGCCUGCGACUACUGGAGCUGCCUCUGCUCUUGCUGUUGGUAACGAUUCGCCGUCCGCCGAUUCUGCGACAGGAGCUGCUACUGACGCGAUCACUGCCGCGCAAGAAGAGCAUCAACUGUUGCGCAGCAAGCAGCCGAAGAUCGAGACGAACAAGAAAACCGACCUCCACGCCGAUUCGUCUUCUCACAGCACGGGUGCCAAGGCCGAUGGUGCAAUCGGUGGAACCAGUUUCAGCCCUGCAAGCACCCUCGCCGCGACAAGUAAGAAUCCUACUGACCAUGGAGAUAAAUGCAUUUUGUUCUGUUUUUUGAAUAUAGUUAUGUACUAUCGUUAUAAUUUUAGUUUGAAUUUUUGAUAUAUUUCCGCUCUAUCCAUCGCGGCCGCCCGGAGAUUGGGUUUCUGUCUCUUUUGCUUGAUCGAAGCGUCUAUAUGAAAAAGAAAAUCUUCGCACUCGCAGCCGCAGCCCGCAUUGCAAUUAUGGAUGCCACGACCAUGGGAUCGACACUAGAAUCGGAUCAGCAAGCUGGCUUGACGAGCGGCAACAGAAAGAAUCACGCUCCGGUCGUGUCCCAGAAGCGCAGGACCACGGAGCAGGAUCCGGACUCGCGGGAUGUCAUCGGGAGGCGCGGCUCGGCAAAGGAUUACGCGGCCAGCGAACCGAGCGCGGUGGAUUAUGUCGCUGCGUCGAAGUCCUCAACCGCUUCGCCGCUAUCCACGACUUCUGCUUCGUCCAGCAUGGCGGACUUGAGCUCUGCGGACGGAGCUGCAGUGCAGAUGAUGGGUGGCGUUGCGGGUAUGAUAUUCACGUUUUCACGCGGAAGUCGAAGUUUCAAUUUGAGUUGUGCAAUCUUGCUGAAAAAACAAAAAUAUUGCAGAAUGAUAAUAAAAUGACGCGUUUUCGUUUUGGUGCUGCCAUCAACAACAUCAUGCGGUCAUGCAUAGGAAACAAACGCCAUCACGUGGGCUUCUCGUCAAAGCAGUCUGAAACCAUUGUACAGCGACAACCACGUCAACGCGCGUCCUUGACUUGUCAGAGAAGCCACCAGCGGCCAGCACGACUCCGACAAAUUCGAUUCCAACUGCCGACAUCGUGGACGGUAAAACGCGCGUGCCAGCUGUCCGCGAUCUACAACUGCAAUCUUUCUCGCCGACUUCCAGAGAAGAAGCAAAGCCUUUCGACGAAGGGCAGUCCGCCGCACCGCUGCAAAAAGAUGACAAAGGAGCUCAACCUGCCCAACACCAAGAACUGUCCCAGAACACGCUACAACAAGCUUCUUCAACCGCAGACCCCCUUCUGGGUGUGACGAAAGCCGAAUCCAGUGGCAGCGUCUCGUCGACGACCUCCGGUCAUGGGUGGGGUCCCAAUGCAGCUCUAGCGGAAACUACAACUGCAGCCGCCGGCGCCGUGCCGGCGGUCCGGGCAACUUCGUCAACGCCAUCCAAAACGUACAGAAUAACUUUUUGUUGGUACUUACGUUUCUUGAACAGCUUUCUCAUGAUGAACAGCUUUGUCAUUCUCAUCACCAGAGCUGCGCCUGCGGCCGGACCUGUGCAUACUCAUCUGGUAACCAAAGCGGAGUCUGGUACAUGAUGAGUAUUUUUUAUACAACAACUAAACAACUAUGUAUAAAUACGAAUUAUCUUCAACAGUUGAAGAUAAUUUGAAUACAUGCUAUGAUGGUGAUGCACAGUGCAGAUGCCUGAGCAAGGAUACGGAAAAACAUCAGUAAGCAACAACUCACUGUCGCUACUACUACACCCAGAUCGGACCAGCGGCUCUUGCACGACGAACACGAUAGCCCAAGCGGGCCACGACCAGGAAAGGUUCCACCACGACCCACCGUGCGCGAGGGUGAAGGAACGAAUGAAAUCGGGGCAGGUGGAUCUUCUUCGCCAAGUGCUGCACCUUCCGCCAAUCACGUGGGUACGGCUACUGGCGCACGUGCCGAAGCAGAAGCUGAAGCUGCCACAGCUCUCGAGUUGCGGGAAAUGGCACAGCAGCUCACGCCGGGAAAAGGUGAUAGCGGCAGCGCCGGAGAGGCUUUGACUACGUCUACGGCGGCCAAGGAAAGAACCGUCGGGCACAAAACUCCACUCACUAGCGGCACCGACAAUCUGCACCCGCUCAACCAUGACAUCUCCUCCAUGUCGGUCUCCGACGGACAAGAAACGGAGAGCGAGUUGGAUGCUGGUGGUCCCCUGGAAGGCAAACCGGGGCCGAUGCAGGAGGCGCAACCGGGUGCGGAGUCCUCGACCAUGGCGCCGAGGAGCUAG
Messenger RNA from Amoebophrya sp. A120, 10396 nucleotides. The record is from the annotation of a GenBank genome assembly. Lineage: Eukaryota; Dinophyceae; Syndiniales; Amoebophryaceae.